UGUAAACAAACACUGCACGAUAUUGAAAAAAAAAAUGCUGGCAGAAAAAGCACUAGAUCUUCUCCGAGAAUUACAAAGGACAUUGGACGGAUCUUUACCACCAUACAAUGAGGAUGCAAUCAGACAAAUCUUGGAAGAAAUGAAAGCACUUUUUGAACAGAACCAGAAAGAUGUGAGUGCUACAAUUGCUGGAGAAAAUGGUCUGUAUUCUGGUGUACAACUAAGACAUUCUGCUCUGGAGCGUAACAAACGGUGUCUUCUUGCUUACUUAUAUAACAGAUUAGAACAAAUAAGAAGAAUGAGAUGGGAGUUUGGGAGUGUUUUGCCUCCCGAGGUCAAAUUCAACAUGUGUGAACAGGAGAUCCAGUGGUUUAGCAAGUACAACAAGAUGCUGGCUACUUAUAUGAGGUCUAUUGGAGGAGAAGGGGGAUUAGACCUUACCCAAGACCUCAAGCCCCCCAAAACACUGUACAUAGAGGUGAGGUGUUUAAUGGACCAUGGUGAAUUUGAAACACAAGAUGGAAACAUUCUGUUGUUGAAGAAAAAUAGUCAGCACUUCAUGUUACGAUCAGAGUGUGAACAUUUAAUUCGUCAGGGAAUCUUAGAGCACAUUGUUCAUUAGAGAGAGAAAUCAUCCCAGAAUCUGAACAUGAUAAAACUGUGAUAACUGUUAUGCUACACCAGUCCCAAGGAUGCAGGAAACUCAAAAGAGAGCUUAUGGACAUAUUAAAUCUCAGUAUUCAGGAAUAAUUAAAUAUAUCUAUUUCAAAGUAUUUGUGGCGAGAUCUACAUGUAAAUGUAUGGAAGUUCAGAGAAUAAACAAAGGGCUAUAUUUGGUAAUAGCAAAGUAACACCCCCCACCCCCACCCCCACCAUCAAAUCAAACUUUGCUGGGGAAAUCUAAAAUUAUUUUCUAAGCCAGAAUUAUAUAUGCAGAUAUCAAAGCAUAAAACAUUUUCUUCCACCAUGAUGUCAUAAGUUAAAUAUGACAUAAACAGAAUUAUGUAAAUUCACCAUUUUAAUGAUUUGUAAACAAAAUAUAGUGUAUUUUAGGGCAAUAAUUUCAUUGGAAAAUAUUAAGCACAGUUCUGCCAGACUACAUCUUUCAAAAUAUUGUGAAGAUUAAUAAUAUCAAUGAAAUAUGUGAAAAUGGUUCCUGAGCAAAUUUCACUCUAUGAAAACCCAAAUCAUGAUUGAAAAAAAAAAAUGCGCAUUUUCCCCCUUUUUUUUUUUUUUUUUUUUAAAAAUUCAAUAGAUUGUGAUGUCACAGAGACAUAAAUGCAGAUAAUUUUUCCCUGAUAAUACAUUUUGUUAAUUUAAAUUUGUUUUAUACAAAUAUAUACAAUUGUGGACAUUUCUAGAGAUUUUCAAAAUUUGAUGUUUAUAGGGGCACGGUAAAAACCUUUACCAUAUAUAGUUCUUUAGUCAAAUUUAUGGCCAGAUAUUGUGUAAACACACAUUUCUCAUCAGUAUAAUAGCCUUGUCAUACUCCUUGAAACGUUUACAAAAUCUUUAUUUCAUAGUGGCAUUUAUUUUAUGUUUCAAUUGGACACAUAUUUGGGGUUUCCCAUAGCAAAACUUGGACACUGCCAUUCUUUAUAUAAUAUUUGGGGUACCUAUCUCUUAUCCACGACUCCUACAUCUCUGAAUAACAUUUAAUGAGGCUUUUACUACAUAAUGCCAUUUUUCAUUUAUUUUGCAUUUCAAUCAGACAGAUAAUUAUUUAAUUGGGGUUUCCCAUAGUAAAGCGUGGACUUUGCCUUUAUACCGAUAAAGGGGAUACCCAUUCUGUUAACAAUUUAUCCUAAACCCCUGAAUGAAAUUCAAUGGAACUUUCACAGAAUCUCAUUUACAUACUGCCAAGAAAUAUUUAGCCAUUAUACUCAUAUGGCCCAGGGCAAUCUGAUUAAAAUCAGAUCUUUGUUACGGCCCAAAAUUCUGAUAGUUGCUGUACACAUUGUACAGCGACUAUCAGAAUUUUGGGGCAUAACAAAGAUCUGAUUUUAAUCAAGACUGAGCAACAGGGUGUAUCAAUUUUUGAGCUUAGUACUUCUUAGUUUAUUAUUAAGGACAGAUGAUACAAACAAAAAAAUGGAUGUCUGGAUUAGUAUAUAUUUUUAGAUCUAUUUUGGUUUUAAAUGAUGCAAAUAAUAAAUUUCUGAAAUAUUGAGAAAUUGUAAACUUUCUAUGAUGAUCAAAAUUCUACCUUUCUGCAACCAUCCUUUAUAAUCUAUACAACUUUUUGCCACUUUAAAUCCCAUUACUGUGAAACUUUAAAUGAAAAUCUAUGUGGUUAAUGUUACUCAUUUUACUCCUUUGAACAUGACUUUUAAGUUAUUAAUUUUCAAGAUUUUUAACAAAAGUUUGCAUCACCUCUCCUUAAAUGCAAAAUAUGUACUUCCUUGACCAUUUUGUUGUGACAAUUCAUGUAUAGUUGUGAAUGUAAAAAUGAACAGUAUCUGUAAAGUUGAAUUCAUAACACUGUUCAAAUCCUCUGAUAGAUUAUGAUUUGGUUUCACAAUAAAAUGUAUUAUACAUGUAUAUGCAUGUACCCAAA
Saccostrea echinata is the source of this 2557-nucleotide messenger RNA. Its product is annotated as DNA replication complex GINS protein PSF1-like. The transcript has 7 exons. NCBI's taxonomy places the organism in Eukaryota, Metazoa, Mollusca, Bivalvia, Ostreida, Ostreidae. Gene Ontology annotation, biological process: DNA replication; DNA strand elongation involved in mitotic DNA replication. Bases 35 to 622 code for a protein of 195 amino acids. Gene Ontology annotation, cellular component: GINS complex. The record is from RefSeq and is a predicted model, not a curated record.